AUCCUCUCCCCGCAGAGACGCGUGAGUGAUUUCUAUCAGCGCGCACAGCAGCGACUCGGCUGCGGGCUCCUCCCUCUUCUGCGGCCCCACUGAUAAACCGCCGCCGGCGCGGAGACCUCUCGGUGCCGACGCGACGUCUGGAGGCUCCGCAAGCGAUGGACCCGCGCCGCGCGCCCGGCCUGAGGACGCUGCUGCCGGUGCUUCUGCUCGCGUCCGCCGGCGCCGGCGGAGACCCCCCCGCAGUUGUGUACCGAAACCUUCAGUGUGUGAACGACUACCUGUUCACCAUCAACUGCAGCCUGAGCAUCGUGCAGCCGGACGGCCGCAGCCGCUACUGGCUCACCUUCACGGAAACGCACGACGGAACGACAUUCGCGUGCCCGCUGACAAACACCGGGGAGGAAUUCUGCUGCUCCAUCAAAACUCACAACCCGACGCCAGACGAGGACGAGGAGGACGCGGAGGACGAGGCGACCUUUCAGGAUCUGAACCGUUACGCGGUGUCGCUCUGUCACCGGCGGCCGGAGGGGUCGGACGCCUGCGAGCGGCUGGGGGACAAAUUCAACCCGGCGCUUAACAUCAAGCCGAACGCGCCGCGAGGCCUCGCCGUGCGCCGCAACGCCAGCCGGCACCUCUUCACGUGGACGAGCACCUACGAGCCCUACGAUGACGUCACCGGCCUGGUCCAGGCCCUCGAGUACCAGCUGCGUUACCACGAGCGGGGACACGCGCGCGACGCGUUACCGCACACCCUCCGCACCAACUUGUUGAACCUCUCUGUGGACGACGACAACUUUGUGCCAAACACCAAGUAUGCUGCCAGAGUGCGGUCCAGUCCCGAUCAGGCGUUCUUCAAGGGCCACUGGAGCGACUGGUCGUCUGAGGUCUACUGGGACACACCGCCGGCUGUGACGGAGUUGCCAUCCAACACGCUGGUUUCUGGACUGGUGAAGGUUCUCGUCCCGCUCUGCGUGGUGGCGUCGUUAGUCCUGCUUUUCUGCUACGCUCCAGUGAAGAAGUGGAGGAAGGGGGCCUUCAUCCCAACUCCAGCACUCUACUUCCUGACGCCGAACAGCGACUGCCAGGGCGAUUUCAAGAGCUGGGCGGUUACAGAAGAAAACACGGCAGACAUGCUGAAGGCCGAGGAAAUUCUCCAAAUCGACACCUUCACCGAGUGCGGCGUCCCAGAGGAGGAAGAAGAAGAAGAAAGCCAGGCUCAAUUCCACCACCAGUUCACGGAGGGCAGCGCGUACAACAACGUCAGCCUCCUGGGGGUCCCGUACGCCGUGAGCUCCAUGGCGCCGCCGCCGCCGCCGUUGCCCCCGGGGGGCCACGCGGAGGGAGACUCCGGCUGCUGGCUGGAGAAGUACUGCCCCAUGUACUGCAACGAGUACUGCACGCUGAGCGCCUUCCAGAAGGGUCCGACAGGCGCAGCAGAGGACCGGGGGCCCCCUACAACCAAAGCCUGCCCGACGGGGGCCCUCAGAGCGGAGGCCGGUACUGAAGCAUUAGCUGACCAGUUGGGAACAUCGCAGUAAAUUUUUUUUAAAAACGUCUCAGAAAGUUGAAAUGCAACCGGAGGUUCAACUACACACAUUUACAGCAUUAAAUGCUUCACGCUAAAAACAACAUGACAUGUUGCUAUCAUAAGACGCGCUUGACGGGAGAUGGUUUGCUGUUUAUUAAAUAAAAAUUCUAACAUUU
Messenger RNA from Gasterosteus aculeatus aculeatus (three-spined stickleback), 1704 nucleotides. RefSeq names its product interleukin-21 receptor. NCBI's taxonomy places the organism in Eukaryota, Metazoa, Chordata, Actinopteri, Perciformes, Gasterosteidae. The record is from RefSeq and is a predicted model, not a curated record. Gene Ontology annotation, molecular function: cytokine receptor activity; protein binding. Gene Ontology annotation, biological process: cytokine-mediated signaling pathway. Gene Ontology annotation, cellular component: external side of plasma membrane.